AUGUCUGAGUCUCCAAAAAUCAAGCUUAUUCGCUCUUACGAAGGCAAGAAUGUUGCUGAUGCUUAUGCGAAGUAUAGACCUUCGUACCCCAAAGCAGUAACUGACAGGAUAAUCGGAUAUUUACGAAAUAAAAUGGGGAUGGAUGCCCAGACAAAGUUUGAGAGAAUGCUUGAUGUUGGUUGUGGCUGCGGUCAGUCAACUUACAUUUUUGCCGACUAUUUCAAGUCGAUUGUAGGGAUUGAUAUCAGCGAAGCUCAAAUCGAACAAGCUAGGAAGCUAAAUCAAUAUGAAAACAUAUCCUAUCAGCUUGUUCAUGGAUAUGUUUUCCCAUUCGGAGACAAUAGUAUUGAUUUAAUAGCUUCUGGAACCGCGGCUCAUUUUUUCGAUAUACCGAAGUUCGAAAAAGAAUGCGAACGUGUGUUGAAACCAAACGGGGUAUGUGUGGUAUUUAGCAGAGCAAUAUAUUCAAUUAAACCAAUAUUAAACGACGAUGAGAAUGCAUCCACCCCCUCGUAUCCAUUUUAUAAUUUUUACAAAGAAUUCUUUGUCGACAUCAAUGGUGACGAAGGAAAUAUUGUUGCAAUUGAUGGGAAUAAGGUACUAUUCGAUAAGAUACAAAAUGACUCCAAGGAAUGUUUCAAGGAUCUUAUUUACAGAGACGAAAAUGUGAACACACUCGUAGAUCUUAAAAAUUUUAUGACAACUAUGGGUGAAUACCUAAUUUUAAUGGAAACUCAAAAACCCGAUAUCGAUCCUUUAACAGUGAUGGCAGAGAAGGUGAAAAAACUCUUUAACAUGGAAGGUGUGCCAGACGAAAAUGUCAAACUGAUCACAGAAUCAAUUAUUUACAUGUUCGUGUUCACUAAACGUGGCUGA
Messenger RNA from Styela clava, 876 nucleotides. RefSeq lists its product as uncharacterized. The record is from RefSeq and is a predicted model, not a curated record. Gene Ontology annotation, molecular function: S-adenosylmethionine-dependent methyltransferase activity. NCBI's taxonomy places the organism in Eukaryota, Metazoa, Chordata, Ascidiacea, Stolidobranchia, Styelidae.